AAAAUGUCAAAGGAAGAAGAGAAAGCGUAUUAUAGGAUUAAUGAAGCGGAGAUUAAGGAUGAUUUUGAAGAUGAGGAGGAAGAGGCAUCGGUAGGGGAGAAGAAGUCUAAAAAGAAUAUCUACAUUGUGAUAGCCUGCGUGCUUUUCUUAGUCGUAGCUGUAGUAAUACUCCUGCUUGUACUUUUACUUGUGGGUAAAUCAAGAAAACUACCUUCAGGGUAUAACGGAUUUGUGCAGAAGGAAGCAGCCAACCUGAGGCAUUCUUAUUUUGCCAAUAUUAGAAGAGAGAAGAAUGUAGCUGUGCCAGUUCAUUUUGAUGAAGAGACGAAUCCAGAGUUCACUAAUGUGGAUUUCCAUCUGUGUAUGAUCAGCCAAAGAGCUUAUAGGCUCUCGUACAGGCCAAAUAAAGAGCAUCUUGAUGGACAAGAAAGAUGGGAAGUACCAGAUUAUUUUAUUCAAGAGGAUGAGUGAGACGAGAGACUCAGACUUAGCUUUGGAGAAUUUGAAGUCUAUGAAGCUCCAUUUGGAUUUUCAUUGAAAAAUCCAACCCAUCGGAAUACAUUCUGGUUAUCUACCCAUGAUAGAAACCUACUACUAUCUGAUAAAUAUCUUGAAGUUGGAUUUGAGAUUCAUUCUCAAGAAGUUUUUGGAUGGGGAGAGAGAACAAGAGACUUUUUACUAGAAGAAGGAGAGUAUACAAUCUGGCCAACAGGGAUUAAAAAGACUGCAGAUCCCGGAGAACUAGGGUACAACACCUAUGGAGAUCAUCCAUUUGUCCUUGCAAGGCUGGAUGACAAUACUUACAUCGGUUUAUUCUUAAAGAACAGUAAUGCGAAGGUAUUGAAAUAUACUAAGGAGACUCAAGGAAGAUCCAUAAUUAACUUCAGAACUACAGGAGGAAUACUUGAUGUUUAUGCUUUCAUGGGAGACACUGCUGAAAAAGUCCUGCAAGAGUAUCACAACAUCAUUGGGAAGCCUCAUCUUCCUCCCUUCUGGGCUCUUGGGUUCCAGCAGGGUUCAACUAGCUAUACUACCACAGAUAUCGCACUAGACUCAGUUAAAAGAUACAAGGAAGCUGGCAUUCCUCUUGAGACUCUAUUUCUUGAUGAAAUAUGGAUGAAGAAGUAUUUGCCAUUCUCAAUAGAUACAGAAAACUUUGAUAUGAAAAAGUUGACUACAGAAUUGCACAACAACAAUCAGAAAAUGUACAUGUCAAUGCAUGCUUGCAUCCCAGUCUAUGAUUCUUACGGAGAAAUCUAUAGCUACUUCACCAGAGGGAAAAAGGUUUUCAUCAGAUCUGCAAGUGAGACCACUGAUUUUGGAGGAGAUAUCCUGAUUGGAGACUUUUUGCCAGGAAAAUGUGCUUAUGUAGAUUAUCUUAAAACAGGAGCUUAUCAAUUCCUUGGAGAUGGCCUUCGGACUCUUUGGAAUGAGUUCAAUUAUGACGGAAUUCAAUUUAAUUAUAACGAGAUUUACCAGGAUUGUGAUGGAGAGUGUCCUACUGACGACUCUAAAAAGGCUGCAAACAGAUUCGAUCACUUACCAUAUAACCCUCUUGGAAAUAGAAAUAGGGUUGGAUUAGAUUCAAACACUAUCUCGUUAGAUGCAGUCAUUGGAUCUCCUUCUGAGAGCACUAAAGAUGCAAGUGUCUCAUUCAAUAAUCAAGGACUUUAUGGAACAAUGCAAUCUUUAACUGCAUCAGCUUAUCUAGAAAACAAUGCUGCAUCGCCUCUUUACAAUAAAAGAGCAUUUGUAUUGUCAAGAUCUACUUUUCCAGGAGCUGGAAUUGGGGUUGGGCACUGGCUUGGAGAAAACACAAACACUUUUGAAGACAUGAGAUAUUCUAUUUCAGGAAUUCUUAACUUUAACAUGUUCGGGAUUCCAUUAAGCGGAGCUAAUGUUUGUGGUAGUGAAGGAAAUGAUGAUGAAGAAAUAUGUGCUAGGUGGUACCAACUCGCAUCUGUGUAUCCACUAUCCAGAUCUUAUUACAACACUAAGUUUGGUGAAAAGGAAGCAUGGGCAUUUGAGAAAGAAGAAUACCUUGAAGCAGCAAAGAACGCUCUUACAUUAAGACUCAGUUUGUUAAGAUACUUCUACACUAUCUUCUUUGAGAUUAGUCAAAAUGGGGGUUCCUUCUGGAGACCUCUUUUCUUUGAAUUCCCUGAAGAUGAUGGCACAACGAAAGACAUUGAGCAUACUUUCAUGAUUGGAAAAGCUUUGAAAUUUACUCCAGUACUCGAAUCAGCUGGAGGAAAUGGAAAAAUUAUGAGCUACUUCCCUAGCAAUUCAAGAUUUAUAGAUCUCAUCAGCUUGGAAGUUAUUGAAGUUAAAGGAAACGGAAAGCAAGUCUCUCUUGAAGCAAGGUGGGACUAUCCUCUGAUUCAUAUGAGAGAAGGGACUAUUAUCCCAUACCAAAAGUUUGGACAGUCAAUGACCACCAACGAGCUGGUGUCUGAGAACUAUAUUCAACUCCUAAUUUUCCCUGAUAGACAUCAAAAUGCAGAGGGUACUCUAUAUGUUGAUAAGGAUGGAAUUAGUCUUAAAGAAAUUUCCUCUAACACAUUUGAAUAUUAUAAGAUCACCUUUAGUGAGAACAUGAUCAGAAUUGCUUUGGCUGAUGGAUUUGAAACUUCUGGAAAACUUGAUAAGAACCAAAUUGUUGAAAACAUCACAGUUGUUGAUGCAGCUAUGUAUAAUGAUACUGAUUUUGCAUGCAUGUUUGAUGAAAAUAUGGACUCUACCCCUAUUGUUGUUGACUAUGAUGAAGAAAAAGAGACCUUACAUUUCCUACCAAGACAUGAAAAAGAAGUCAUCGAGCUUAGGUCUAUUAGAGGGAUUCAAUUUGGAAAUUCCAGAGAAGAUGAGAGCUUCUGUAAUCCAACCUAUGUCAUUUCUGAUAUCCAAGUUGAUAAAGAAGGAGACUAUGCAAACAAGAAAGUAACAGUGAAAGUUGAAGCAACUAAUGGAGAUAUGAGCUCUUUUGAUGCUGAGUUUUAUCUCUUAAAAGAUAAUCUCAUCAAUGUAGAUUUCGUCCCUGAUAUUUCUCCAGAGCCAUUUGAGAUGCCAAACAUAGUAUUGAACUCUACCUUAUAUCCAAACCGUAAAUCGUUCGCUACUGGAGAUAUAAUGUCGUACCUGAACCUUCCUAAGAUUGGUGAAAACUUCUACUUUGAGAUUCAUGCAAAGGAUAAUAAGAAAGAUCUGAUAUUCUCUUCGAAAGGGCAGCCAAUUGUGUAUACUAAGUAUUACAAGUCAAUGGGAGCCCAUGUUUAUGGCACUAAAAUGUUCGGAAUUGGCCAAAGAAUAGGAGAGUUCUGGAAAAACCCUGGCACUUAUGCUGUCUGGAAUAGAGGGGCAGAACAUGUAGAAGAGGAUGGUAUAAAUCCUGGUAAGAAUCUCUAUGGAUCCCACCCUGUUUACUUUGUGAGGAGGAAGAAAGGUGGUAAUGACUGGGUAGGAGUCUACGAGCAUAACUCAGGUCCUCAGGAAUUUGUAAUUGCUAGAGAUGGUAAUGGAAUGGAUAUUACGAAUAUUAAGACUACUGGAAGAACAAACAUGUUCUUUAUGCUCAACGAGGAAAUUGAUAAAGUAAUCUCAAACUAUUAUGAGCUUGUUGGCAAGCCAGUCCUUCCUCCAAGAUGGGCUUUCGGAUGGCACCAGUCAAGAUUUGGAUACAACACAACUGAUGCUUUGAAAGAAGUUUAUAAUGGAUACAGAGAGCAUGAACUACCUCUUGAUGGAAUUUGGAGCAGCGUCGAUGUUCUUGACGAUUUCAGGUCAUUCACAGUAGACGAGGAGAACUUUGAAGGGAUUAAAGAUUUUAUCAAUGAGAUUAAAGAGAAAGGCACCAGAUACGUUCCUAUUAUACAGUCAGGAAUUUCAGCAGGCAAUAAUGAUGCCUAUAAUGAUGGUCUUAAGAGAAAUGUCUUCAUGAUGUCUCCAGGAGGAGACUACAAGCCUAUUAUUGGAAGAAGCACAGCUGGAGAUGUAGUCUACGUUGAUUUCACUUAUCAUGGAUCCCCUAGUUACUGGCACGAUCAGAUGGAAAAGUUGAAUGAAAAGCUACCCUUUGAUGGAGUCUGGCUCGAUAUGAACGAGAUCACUAGUGAGUGUGACGGGUAUUGUUACGCAAGUCAGAGAGCGGAGGAUCCUAUUGACAAUAAGCUUUUCUAUUGGCCUGGAGGUAGAGAUCUUGAAGUAGGCACUGUAUCAAUAGAUGUUCAGCACGAACUAGGAAGCAUAGAGCUUGAUUCGCAUUCUUUGUAUGGAUUCUGGCAGACAUACAUGUCCCAUGUGUACUUUGGUAGUCUGAAUAAGAGACCAAUGGUGAUAAGUAGGAGUACAUUUGCUGGAUCAGGUAAAUUUGGAGGACAUUGGCUUGGAGAAAACAGGUCUUGGUACCAAAAUAUGAAACAAUCUGUUGAUAAUAUUCUGCUUUUUAACAUGUUUGGAAUCCCAUUCGUUGGAGACAAUGUCUGUGGAUUUAAAGGUAAUGCUGGUAUUGAAACAUGCACAAGAUGGUAUAAGGUUGCUGUCAUAUAUCCAUUCUCAAGAAACCAUAACGACUUCGGAACUGAUCCUCAAGAGCCAUACAUUGAAAGAUUUAAUGAGAUAGUUGAUAAGACAUUAAACAUCACUGCAACUGAGAUAAUUAGGAAAGCAAUGAUGACAAAGUAUGGACUGCAUAAUUAUAUGUAUACUCAGUAUCAUAAAGCAUCUAAGGAUGGUAAAGUUCCAUUGAAGCCUUUAUUCUUCAAUUACCCAAAUGAGCCUUACUCUUAUGACUACGUUUCUAGCAGCAUUCUAGUUGGAGAUGCUGUUCUGGCUUCUUUAGAUACGACAAGUGGAGUCAGACAGUAUUAUUACUUCCCAGGAAGGGGUGAAAUCUGGUGUCCUAUUUGGGAUAUAACGAAAUAUGAAUGUAUCAGAGGAGGUUCAAGGACUCUUUCUAAGAUUCCAAUUCAAGAUAUAUGGCUCCACAUUAGAGCUGGACAUGUAAUUCCAUUGCAACUCAGUGAUGCUAACAAGUUUGAUCUUUACACUGGACUUAGAAGUUUAGAUGACUUGCAGAAUCUUUACACUGACAUUGGUUUCUUGCUUGGCUCUGAUAAUGAAGCUCAUGGAGAGAUGAGAUUUGACGAUGGAGAAACAGUCGAUCUAGACCAUUACGAUGAGAUUAAAGUCCACGCUAAGGGAGAAAUCCCAUGGGUUGGUAGGAACAAGAUCGACAUCGAAUUUGAACUCACCCAUGCUGAAGCUACUGUGAUGACUAAUUCUCAGAAGCUUGGAGAAGUUCUUCUUUACAAUGCUAAAAAGCUUGGAUUUGUCAAGUCAGGAGAUGGAGACCUUGUCGACAUAGACAACAAGCAAUACCCUGUGACUUUCACAUAUGAUGAUAAGAUGGAUCUUGCUAGGAUCAAAUACGAAGCAGAGGAGGCAAUUCCAAUCAAGAAUGUGCAGAGAAUCCACAUUCAGCAGCCAAGAUAGUUGUUUGGGUAAUCUAUUUGCUUCCAAUCUGUCUUUUUAG
Moneuplotes crassus is the source of this 5527-nucleotide messenger RNA. The record is from the annotation of a GenBank genome assembly. NCBI's taxonomy places the organism in Eukaryota, Ciliophora, Spirotrichea, Euplotida, Euplotidae.